AUGGCUACCGACUGGCAACCCGAGUGCAUGGUAUCCCAAAACCAAGCAGCUCUGGAGAGCGUAGGGGCCCAUUCAGACCGAGCUCUUCAGAAUACGUCUGGGAACGUACAGGCUUACGCUGAUAGCCUCGCUCACAGUGAUCCUGCGGGACGUGAUGACCACCUCCAGCAGUUCACCCUCAAGUACCCUCACCCUCCUGUCCCAAGUCACCCACUGCCGACUGCUUCUACCAGCCUCUAUCACCCCCAGUAUCUAAGCCAGCGAUACCAGGCUAAGAAGCUGCGACGACUUCAAUCGAAUGGGUCUUCAUUCGCUGGUUCUCGCCGAGCUAGGAGUUACCUCAAAUCGCAGAAGUACCUGGAAUAUAGGGCUCGCCCGCGUCGAGACACUGGUAAAGAUGGAGAGCCAGUAUGGUCGGACGAACUUGAGGACGCCUUCCAGCAAGCACUUGAGGCAAACCCGCCUAUGGGUAGACGCAAGUGGUCCGAACGUGGAAAGUCCUACGGCCGGAACGAACUGAUUGCGGAAUACAUCUACAAGUUGACAGGCAAGCGCAGGACCAGGAAGCAGGUCUCUAGUCACUUGCAGGUUCUUGAUUCGUUCCUCAAGGGAGACCCUGACUGGGAAAGACUUGUGCGGGAACAACAAGCAGAUCGCUCAGCCACCCAGGCCCAACCAGCUGGACCGAGAUGGAGGGCAUCCAUUGACAGCCUACCUUCGAGCCACUACAGCAGUCACGUAACUUCCUCUUACUCUGAGCCCAUGAGAUAUCAGCCUCCAUACACAGCAGAUUUGCAGCUACCUCAGUAUCCUACAUCAAACCACCAAGAUACGAACCCCAAUGCUGUCCAUGGCCUCAGCUUUGACAUGUGGGUCAGCGCUCCAAACAAGCCUGAUCGGAUUGAUGAUGCCUUCCAUAUCUAUACCCGCCUCCAGGGUGACCAACGCCAAGCGCCCAUGCCCCUGGAAGAAUUUAAGAACUGGCGAUUGUCCUUUCCUCUCUUGAACACAUCAUUCUCUGACGUGAACGAUCCACUUAACUGCGAAAUAAUUCUUCUUGAAACCAACCUUGAGCUGAUGGAUGACUUCCCUCCCAUGGGUUCAAGGUUGGGAAUCCAACUGGAACUUGACAUCGCAAACCCUACAACUGGAACCGCACCUAUGACCAGCCAGAUGGAGAACUGGACUUGUAGGACUCACAUAUACGAAGACGGCAGACGAACAAUGGAGGCAUACCAUAAUAUCGCUAAGCCACAUGGUACGAAGGUCAAGCCACCCUUCGAGUCAUCAUGGUGGGCGAAAACCUUCACCUCGUUGACCCAAGAAAAGCGUGAAGUUGAGAAUACCGGACACCACCACACUGCUGAUGAGCGCACCCGGCGCUACUUCCAUACUCUGACUGCAGUCCAAGAGAUCCGGGCUACUGUGCCUCCUCACCUACGACGUCUGCAGAACUCUUAUCAAGGUUCAUCUGGCGAAGAAAGUAAGAGAAUGGCUAUCAUUCUCUGGAAGUUCCGCCAAACACGACCAAACGAAGUCGGCACUACGACAUGGCGAAGACUUCUCACUUCUCCUGACCGUGCCUUGACCAAUAGCCCGAGACCAACAACCGCUAUUGAUCUUCCUCCGCUAUCCUUAGAUUCGAUUUUGCUUAGGCCCACCCAGAGUGUUUACCAGACACCCCAGGCACCUCAGGCACCUCAGGUACCCCAGGCGCACGAUUUACUGCACCAUACCGGUCCAUCACACCAGCACUGGCCUCUGUACCAACCCUCCCACGACCACAUUACUGGCCUGUAUAACACCGCUGGAGCCUUUGAUUUCCUCAACAGUACUACAAAAGCUGAAGACGGGCUAUCGGAUAAAACCGCGUCUACCUCAGUGCUUGAUCCUUUUCCUAACCUGCAACAGCAGCAGCAAACCACCAGUCAACCCACCGGUGUCAACGGUUCCAGUGGCGGUCCAGUGAUGCUACAAGUCCCUGAUUUGCCCCUACCGCCAAACCUUGGGACCUAUGGGCUUGGCUACGAAAGCCACUAUGUGCCGUCGCAACACCAUGGAGGGAGCUUGCAGGGCCACAAUAGCAGCAAUGGACUGGGCAGCUUUUUCGUACCAAGCAGCCAGUCACUCGACGACAUUAGUCACAGCCAUGCACCAUGGUCAAACCCUAGUACUACUAUUCCUGGGGACACCAAUGGCGGCAAUUAUCACCAUCUCUCGUAUCCUUCAUCUGAUCAUUCGGUUGCUGUAUCUCGGGAGCCGCACCAACACCACAACAGUUUCGAGGGGUUAUUGCCCCCGGAUGAUCUCGUUGGUAUCGUUGGAGGGAUGACUGGCGAUCCUGGUAUGAAUGGGGCUGGCCCUGAGCAUACCACUUCGGCAUACACUGAACAUACUGCUGUCGAGGCAGCGUAA
Messenger RNA from Aspergillus puulaauensis, 2415 nucleotides. RefSeq names its product transcription factor AbaA (gene abaA). The transcript has 3 exons. Gene Ontology annotation, cellular component: transcription regulator complex. Gene Ontology annotation, molecular function: DNA-binding transcription factor activity, RNA polymerase II-specific; RNA polymerase II cis-regulatory region sequence-specific DNA binding. Gene Ontology annotation, biological process: regulation of transcription by RNA polymerase II. The coding region runs from base 1 to 2415 and encodes 804 amino acids. The record is from RefSeq and is a predicted model, not a curated record. NCBI's taxonomy places the organism in Eukaryota, Fungi, Ascomycota, Eurotiomycetes, Eurotiales, Aspergillaceae.